GAAACAGCGGCGCCAAUGGCGGUGCCGGAAGCGGCUCUGGGGGCGGGGCCAGCUCUGGGAGCGGGCCCGCGGCGGAGCGGAGCCGUGGCUCUAGUGCUGGCUCUGGGGCUGCUCUCGGGGCUCCUGGGGGACCGGGGGGGCGCGACGAGAGUUCUUCACUCCCUGAGUUGCCUGUCUGUGGCAGUGUCAGAGCCCAGCCCGGGCGUCCCCCAGUUCCUGUCCACGGGGUACCUGGAUGGGAUCCCCUUUGUGCGCUAUGACAGCGAGCGGGGCCGGGCAGAGCCGCUGACACAGUGGAUAAAGGAUGGGGCUGAGCCGGGAUAUUGGGAUAGGAAGACCCAGACCUGUGAGAGGCACCAGCACGUGGCUGCCAGGAACCUGGAUAUAUUGCGGGACCGAUACAACCAGAGCGGGGGUCUCCACACAUGGUUGCGGCUUUACAGCUGUGACCUCCUUUCCGAUGGGAGUGUCCGUGGAUCCUACCGGAAUGGCUAUGACGGGCGGGAUUUCAUCUCCUUUGACCUGGGAUCCGAGAGAUUCGUGGCGGCCGACAGCGCUGCUGAGGUCACCAGGAGGCGCUGGGAACAUGAAACGAACGAGGUUGAGAGGUGGACAAAUUAUCUGGAGCACGACUGCCUGGAUCGGCUUCAGAAAUACAUUGGAUAUGGGCAGAAGGAGCUGGACCGCAAAGAGCCCCCUGCUGUCCACGUGUCUGGAAAAGAGGAACACGGGACGCUGAUCUUGUCCUGCCGCGCGUACGGAUUCUACCCCAGAAAAGAGGAACACGGGAUGCUGAUCUUGUCCUGCCACGCGUACGGAUUCUACCCCAACGCCAUCGCGGUCAACUGGAUGAAGGGGGAUGAAAUCCGGGAUCAGGAGACGGAGUGGGGCGGGGUCGUUCCCAACAGCGACGGCACCUUCCACACCUGGGCCAGGAUCGAGGCGCGGCCGGAGGAGCGGGAGCAGUACCGGUGCAAGGUGGAGCAUCCCGGAAUGCCGGAGCCCGGGAUCUUCGCUUGGGAGCCGACAUCUGGCAGGAAUCUCACCGUGCUGGUCGCUGUGUCCAUCAUCGCUGCCAUCAUCAUUCUCACUGUCCUCAUCGGAUUCGUUGUCUGGAAGCGCCAAUCCGGGAGGAGGGACAGGAAUGAAAACAGCAUGGCAGCCAGAAAUGACGUGCGAGCAACAGCUUAACCAUAGGAAUCACUGCCUGAGUGAUGCACGGAGCUGGAUCCAGCCGUUUCUCUCUUCCCAGGAAACCAAGAGCUGUCAGCAGACCUCAUCCUCUUGCUCCUAUGCACUAAAAGCUCAUGCUAACGGGUCAAAUUCCCACUUCCCAGUGUUUUAAAGCCAAGAACUGCAGCUAGAGAGCGGGACUGGAAGCACUGCUGAGCUUGUUGCAACUGACAUAGAUGUGUUAACCAUUCUUGGAUCAAAUGAGACCAUGAUGUGGGCAAAUGGUAUCUUAGAGGUGUUGCAGUGUAUAUUGCAGCUUUACUAAGAGAUGCAUCUUGAAACUGAGAGGAAAGUUGCGUUUGUCUUUACAAACAAGCUGUAGAUCUGCUGGUAAAUAAGGGCAGUGGGCAGUGGGUGGAGCUGAAGGCACGCCUCACCCAGUUUGGUGCCGGCUGGCACCGGGCGAUCGACUGGGUUCCCGAGACUGUCCAGGAGACAGAUGAGUGGAGGACCAGGAGGGUCCGUGAAGAGUCCGCAGGGAAGGACUACUGAAAAUCUCACUGGUGAGCAAAAUGGGAUCUUUGGGGAGCAAACCUGGGAGGGCGCCCACGGAGGGUCGCACAGGUGAAACAGGGAACCCACGGAGGGUUGGAAGGGUGAAGCCGGGAAAGGGCCUCCGGAGAGUCCCUUGGGGAGAAUGCUGAGGUCUUGGGACAGAUUGUAUAUUCACCCAGAGAUAACUAUGGAAAUGAUGGUAAAAUACUGUUAUUUUGUGUGGCCAGAGUGUAAGUUGGCAAAGAGGCUGAUGUAGAUACCCUGGGGGGGGGCAAUCAGGGGAGUCGGGAAGGGGUCUCAACAAUCCCCCCCGGGGGGGCAAAAAGGGGAGUUGAGAAGGGCUCUUGAGGGCUGGCAGAAGCCUUCCUCAAAAUGUAUGCUGCUGUGGGUCUUUUUAGCCUGGCAAAAUGAGCCGUUGAGGGUUGUUUGAUUUGUGCUAAAACCAAUAACAAAGUUACAAAGAAACUUGCCAGGGGAGGGAGGCCUUGGGAUGUACGGCCUUCCCAGAGAUGUCAGGUGGAUGUUAUUGAAAUGCCCCGAGUGGCAAGAUUUAAAUAUCUUCUGGUAAUAAUAUGUCAACUAACAGCGUGGCCAGAAGCAUUCCCUACUGUUUCAGCAACUACGGGAUCAGUUGCUAAAGUAUUUUUGGAACAAAUAAUUCCAAGAUAUGGGAUUGUGGAAGCAAUAGACUCAGAUAGGGGAACUCAUUUUACAGGAAAAAUUCUUCAAGGAGUUAUGACUGCUUUAGGGAUACAAUGGAACCUGCAUACCCCCUGGCACCCCCAAAGUUCGGGUCGGGUUGAAAGAAUGAAUGGAGAAAUAAAGAAACACCUCCUGAGGCUGGUGAUAGAAACUAAGAUGCUGUGGGCACAGCUCAUGCCCCUGGCUUUAGCAAGAAUAAGGGCCAGACCCAGGGGAGAUAUUUAAUUAUCUCCCUUUGAAUUGAUGUUUGGAAUUCCUUACCCUUGUAACUCUCAGCCUAGUGGGGGGAUGGAGAUAAGUGAUGCGUAUUUGAA
Messenger RNA from Ficedula albicollis (Collared flycatcher), 2744 nucleotides. RefSeq names its product class I histocompatibility antigen, F10 alpha chain-like. The transcript has 9 exons. The coding region runs from base 16 to 1191 and encodes 391 amino acids. The record is from RefSeq and is a predicted model, not a curated record. Lineage: Eukaryota; Metazoa; Chordata; Aves; Passeriformes; Muscicapidae. Gene Ontology annotation, cellular component: external side of plasma membrane. Gene Ontology annotation, biological process: immune response.